Messenger RNA from Suncus etruscus (white-toothed pygmy shrew), 611 nucleotides. It is a transcript of the gene ADIG, whose product is annotated as adipogenin. Gene Ontology annotation, biological process: brown fat cell differentiation; white fat cell differentiation. The transcript has 3 exons. The record is from RefSeq and is a predicted model, not a curated record. The coding region runs from base 61 to 291 and encodes 76 amino acids. NCBI's taxonomy places the organism in Eukaryota, Metazoa, Chordata, Mammalia, Eulipotyphla, Soricidae. Gene Ontology annotation, cellular component: cytoplasm; nucleus; lipid droplet.
GUCCCUGGGGGAAGUCCUGUCCGCCCAGCCCAAGCUGGCCUGGCUGAGCCACACGACACCAUGAAGUACCCUCUGGUGCCACUGUUGAAUGACCUUACCUUUUCUUUCCUGGUGUUCUGGCUCUGCCUGCCCGUGGGCUUGCUGCUGUUCUUGCUGAUCAUCUGGUUCUGCUUCUUGCUCAGUCAAGAUUCUGAGGAAAAUGACACAGAGAUACACUUCGACUGGAAGGCCUGGAGCAAAGGUUGGGAGGAGACACUCCGUGCUCAAGAGGAGGAGAGACAGGCCUGGUGAGCCUGCCUGGCCAGUGGCCUCUUCACCCACCUUCCAUCCUCUUCCAGUUCCAUUUUCCAGAAGUCAGAGGUGCUACAGCAGUGAUCAAAGUGGACAGGAGCUGCUUGCUGGCUGGGGAAGAAGUCUCCAGCAAGUAAAGUGCUUCUCUGGGACCUCCAACUUGUCUCCUCCAACAGUGGACUCACCAAAACCUUCAGAGGUCCAACACUUUCCAAGUAUAAUCUCUCAGGCCUUGGGAGAAGUGGCCAACAGCAUUCACUUCCAAAGAGGCCCCACAACAAGGCUGUGCACAGGAUCUGUGUUCCCAUUACAGAGAUGAG